AUGAAUCGCCAAAAUACACCGGUUCCCUUGAGUGGUUUAUCCCCUAAUGCCCCGACGACUCAAUCUUCUAUUGCCCCGAAUGAAUCUUCCUCUCCUAGUUCUGGCUCCCAAGGAGCUUCGACACAAGUGAGCCAAUUCCCAUCUCUUCAGCAUUCGGUUUUUCAGUUGAUGACCCGAUCAAAAUUACAAGAGAUGGUGAAGGAAGUCGACCCUCACGAGCAGCUCGACGAGGAGGUAGAAGAUCUUCUCUUGGGUAUGACGGAUGAUUUUGUGGAGAAUGUGAUCGACAUGGCUGCAGAUGUGGCUGUUCACCGUGGUGCAACUACACUCGAAACUCACGACAUCCUCCUCGUCCUUAGCCAUAAAUUCAACAUGUGGAUCCCAGGAUUCGGUGGAUCAGAAGAAACCAGGCUUGUGAAGCGUUCUUCAGGAACUGAAGGCCACAGACAACGUCUUGCUGUGAUCCGCAAAAGCAAAAACUGA
Messenger RNA from Notodromas monacha, 483 nucleotides. NCBI's taxonomy places the organism in Eukaryota, Metazoa, Arthropoda, Ostracoda, Podocopida, Cyprididae. The record is from the annotation of a GenBank genome assembly.